This is a messenger RNA of Paecilomyces variotii, 1481 nucleotides long. RefSeq names its product MEMO1 family. The record is from RefSeq and is a predicted model, not a curated record. The coding region runs from base 269 to 1369 and encodes 366 amino acids. Lineage: Eukaryota; Fungi; Ascomycota; Eurotiomycetes; Eurotiales; Thermoascaceae. The transcript has 3 exons.
AUGGAAUAAAUAGUAAAGUCGGUACUACACGCCGUAACACAAGUGCCUUGGGCAUCUGGUAGUAACUUAUUCAGUCUUCGGUAUGCCGCGGGGUAUCUCUUCAAGCCAUGGGCAUAAGUCACUCCACCAUGACGACCUCACCCCGCUCCCGACUGUCGACUCAACGCUUCACGCCGCAGUAUCACGUCAGCCAUUCGGACCACCUAGUUCAUGAUAACUCUGAGUUAGAGGAGAGAAUCUCGACGGCUACAGAUAAUACUUCUUUACAAUGCCUUCCAGGGAAGCAUCCCAUGCGGGGUCUUGGUAUUCUGACAACUCUCGGACAUUGAGCCGUCAGCUGGACCAUUGGCUUGCCCAGGUUCCUGACCAGAUAGAGGGACUCGGCUCGCUGCCACUUCCUGGCGCCCGUGUAAUCAUCGCCCCCCAUGCUGGAUAUGCAUACUCGGGACCCUGCGCUGCGUAUGCAUACAAGGCACUAGAUCUCUCGAAGGCUAAACGGAUCUUCCUCCUGGGACCCUCUCAUCAUCAUCCGCUCUCGACGCUGGCGUUGUCCCAGAUGUCAUCCUACUCCACCCCGCUUUCUGACGAGCCUCUGCCGCUUGAUACGGAUCUGAUCACGAAGCUCUUAUCCUCCAAAGCAGUUAAGCCGAAUGGGUCCACGGUCAGCUUCACAACGAUGUCACGUUCCGUUGAUGAAGCGGAACAUAGUCUCGAACUCCAUCUACCCUACAUCCAUCGUCUUCUUCAACUUCAAUAUCCAGACAAGCCGGCCUCUCAGUACCCACCCCUGGUACCAAUCAUGGUUGGAAGUACUUCAGCAUCGACGGAGCAAGCAUUCGGAGCGCUUCUUGCUCCUUAUCUUCAGGAUCCGUCAAAUGCCUUUAUCAUAAGCUCUGACUUCUGUCAUUGGGGACUUCGUUUCCGUUAUACGUACUACGUCCCACAAGCGCCAACACCAGGGCCAAAUCUUCCACUGUCCUAUGAUUCCCUCCCGCAGCCAUACCCAGAUCUUGAAAAGGUAGAAGAGCAGAUCCAGUCGGUGUCUGCUGGCCACCACCUGCACCACCGGGACCGCAUCAGCUCUGCAGAACCAGCGAUCCACGAGAGCAUCUCCGCGUUUGACAUUGCAACUAUGGCGGCCAUAACUACCGGCAAGGCAGAGAAGUUCCUCGACGUGAUUCACCAGACAGGGAACACCGUGUGUGGGCGACACCCGAUAGGUGUGAUCAUGGCAGCCCUAGAGCAGCUGGGCCCCAAUUCCAAAUCCGCGAACGGCAAGUUCCGCUUUGUUCGAUAUGAGCGGAGUGAAGACGUGGUAUCCGUAUCAGAUAGCUCUGUGAGUUAUGUGUCUGCGUUUGCAGUGCUAUAGAGUUAGCAGCGUUGAUCUGCUACUCAUGAGUAGACUACGGUAUAUGAGCCCAGAUUCUGCCUUUAUUUGCACCCGAUCAUUUUCAGAUAGAUACUUUCUGGAAGUCAGUCAU